Pediculus humanus corporis (human body louse) is the source of this 897-nucleotide messenger RNA. RefSeq lists its product as uncharacterized. Bases 1 to 897 code for a protein of 298 amino acids. NCBI's taxonomy places the organism in Eukaryota, Metazoa, Arthropoda, Insecta, Psocodea, Pediculidae. The transcript has 6 exons. The record is from RefSeq and is a predicted model, not a curated record.
AUGUUUAUUAUUAUUAUUAUUAUUUUUUUUUUCCAGACGUCGACAUUUUCAAUUCAAAAUCAAAAGAAAGAUGUUAAAAAAACCGGAAACGGCGGAAACAAUCGAAGCGCUUCCUCUUUGUCUUCCCGCGAAGUCGAAUUUCAAAAUUGGAGAAGGCGAAAAAGUUUCGAUCCCAUGAAAGCAGCCGCCGAAGGGCGGAAAAAAGAAUUGGCGAAAAAAGCAGCCAUGAAUCAGAUAAUGACGCAAUCGGCGAAUAUGGGAAACGGUACCCGAACCCGUGGGAACAACAGCGCCACUUUACCCGUUCUCAGAUCUGCGUCUUUUCAUUCUACGGCUCAGGUUUUCGGGGGAGGGGGAGAAGACGACGGUCGGGACGAAGAAUUUCAAGAUCAGGGAUCGACGGACGAACAGGAAGAAUCCGGUGCUUCGUCAUGGGCGUCCAAUCAUCAUUCACUUUUGACAAAUUCACCCACUCAGGUUUGUGCUCGGUGCUGUUGUUCGACGGUGGUCCGAGGUGUCACAAGCGGUAGCAGAUGUUCGCUCGUCUCCGAAAGUCAUUCACCUUCUAGUCGUAAAUUAAGAUCAGAGGAUCUUGAUAGUUUGGUUAUGACCGCCAUAAGCGACUUGUCGUACAAAUUAAAAUUAAAAUCGAGCCAAUUGUUGAAAAAAUUAAAUUACCUGUACGUUUCGAACGAGGAAAAAUCAUUUCGACUUCGUGACGAAAUCGCACUUCUCGACAGCAGACGAAAUUCAUCAGCAAAAUCAUCGCCGAUACAUCAAGCAGCUUCCAGAGAUUUGUCAGCCAUAUUGAAAAAUUUAAAAGGUUUGGAAAACGUUUUGAAAGUCGUAGACGACACGUUCGAUUCGAUUGUGAUAAACGUUCACGAUGACCAAUGA